AACAACAACAACACAACAAAAAGAAAAUUUAAAAAACAGGACACGUAAUUUGAUUAUUUGUUAUUACUAGUAUAUGUAAUUAGUUUUGCUUGAGAACAAAGUGUCAUGUAAGCGCAAAACAAUUGAAUUUGGAUUAUUUACCAUACAUGUUAAUUAGAGCAUUGUUAAAUAUCAUAUGGUCACUCAAUUAUACAAAUAUGUGAAUUUGUGAGAAACCCUGUAACCCAUGAUUUGACUAUUAACCCAACCAGUAAAAUCGACACAAGGUACCACACAGGAGAAAGUUUAGGAAUCACUGGUAAUAAUUUUAGUUUUUAUUGUUGAUUUGUUUACUAGAACUUUCUCUGUUUUUAUAAAUCAGGAGCUAAAAAUUAUCAGACAGGACGAACAGUCAGUAGGACAAAGUCAUGUUCAAACACUAGUCUUUCACUAUUUUUUAGUCAUAAGGAAGUGCAGUUUUAAUCGUUCAUGUUUUAUAUGAAAUAUUUCAACCUUAUAAACCGAUAUCAAAUUAACAAGAUUUUCCAGGUGACGGUGGUUAUCAGUAAGAUUAUAAACUUUAGAUGAUUAUGAAGUUAUAUAGUAUCUGAUUAUAACGAGGAUAUGUUACAAAUCUGAUUAAAAUCUAUGUUAUCAUCAUUGUGAAAUUUAUAAACAUGGUGAUAUAAAUAUAUUUAGUACUUGUGAUUUCAAAAUACUAAAUAAUUUUGUGAUAGCUGCGAAGAACUCUAAGCUAGAAUAAGGAAUAUCCAAUGAAACGGAUAUUUGGUUAUUCAGUACAAUGACAAGAUGUGAUGAUCUAAAGAAGGAAUUUCAGUGUAGCAACUUUGUAUUUCGUCAUGAUUCUCCUAAACUAUUCGUUUUGACAGAGUGUGGCCCUAGAAUCUUAUAUCCUGUAUGGACUGGAUUUUGGUUAGUAUGGCAUAUUGUAUGGUUUUCUUUUGAUCCGUACAUUGUAUACAAAAAUGGUGGAGAUGGUGAUCCAUAUUACUUCAUAUAUUUGACAAACUGGGGUUAUGUGCUGUUAGGAUUUUAUAAUCUUGUGGAUUUUAUUGUUACUUUAUAUGUCCAUGUGAGGAGAUCUGAUAUUAUACAUAUAUCUACUAAGUCAGAUAAAGAAGAUCAAAUGCCAUGGUAUAUAAAAUUACUUUGGAUAUUGUUUGAGUUGAGUAACAGUAUUAGUGUCUUAAUAACUAUAGCAUUCUAUGGCUUACUGACACCAUCUGGUGACCCAAUUAGUAUAGAAAAACACGCAGUUAAUUCAGUGUACGUUCUGUUGAACCUUUUUGUCUGUGCCAAACCUGUUCGUUUAUUACAUGUCAUAUAUCCGUUAGUAGUUGGUGUUAUAUAUAUAAUAUUUUCCGUGAUUUAUCAAGUUGGAGGAGAUGGAGCGGCAAUAUAUCCGGUUUUAGACUGGGACCAAGCUGGAACGACUAUAAUAUAUGUCGUAGUUCUCACAUGUAUUGGUGUUCCUGUUGUUCACAUGGCUUUCUUUGCUAUGUAUCAGCUACGCAUAUUUAUCCACGACAAAUGUUGCAAUAAACGCAGUGGAGAGCAGGGUUGUACUGAACAAACCGCAAUCAGCACUGGAGAAAGUGGUGUAACGUCUUACAUGUGAUGAUUAUAUCAGCAUUUUAACUCAUCUAGUCUUGUUUAUUCUUAACACUUUUAUUUCGUUUAUCUUAUGAAAGGGCAGAUCCAUUCAUAUUCAUGUCUUAUUGUGUUGUUUAUUAUUUUUUAUAUUCUUUUCAUUCAUAUUUCUGACUUAACAUAUUGUGCAUUUGCUAGCAUUUAAAAUGUCGACCACGAAUAUCAAAAUAUGUUCGUUAUAAAAUCUAAUAUGACUUGUUACUCUGCGUGUUUCAUAUUGAAAGAACAAGAUUUUUUUCCAAAACAAAAUGUUAUAUUCUUAUCGUUUACUAUUAUCAUUAUUUGACUCUUUGGGCUGUCUUUGUGACAACAUUAUAAUAAAGCUGUGAAAUAGAAAGAUGAAAGAAGAAGGUAUGAUAAGGUAACUUGUUUACCCGGUAGAAGUCAAAAAUAAAAACUUAUAAUUUUUUAUUAUUGACAUUUUUUAAAAUCAUUAUAAGACGUCAAUGAACAGGAUUUUUUUUAAAUAUUUUUAUAAUGUUUGCUUUUGUUCAAGAUUAAAUAUGUAAAAACA
Mytilus californianus (California mussel) is the source of this 2164-nucleotide messenger RNA. Its product is annotated as protein rolling stone-like. Lineage: Eukaryota; Metazoa; Mollusca; Bivalvia; Mytilida; Mytilidae. The record is from RefSeq and is a predicted model, not a curated record. The coding region runs from base 782 to 1618 and encodes 278 amino acids. The transcript is spliced from 5 exons. Gene Ontology annotation, cellular component: membrane.